Messenger RNA from Strongylocentrotus purpuratus (purple sea urchin), 1385 nucleotides. RefSeq lists its product as uncharacterized. The record is from RefSeq and is a predicted model, not a curated record. NCBI's taxonomy places the organism in Eukaryota, Metazoa, Echinodermata, Echinoidea, Camarodonta, Strongylocentrotidae. Bases 302 to 1366 code for a protein of 354 amino acids. The transcript is spliced from 7 exons.
CUUCAGUCCAGUUCCGCUGACGUCUCUGGCUCCACUGGCAGCCUAUUUUCAAAAACGUCUUUUUCUCUACUGCAUGCACCUGCCUCUACUCAUAUCAUUGGUGUGGAUUAUGCCUCUGGAGCCUGGUACUGCACUGUGUGGUAGUGUACCGACGUACAUGGAUCAGUUUACGCCCUAUAAUUGACUUGAAGCUACCGUACCGGUUCCCACAACAUAGCUAAGGACCAAUGUGUACAUGUAAGCUAGCUACCAUGCAACUGCCGGACACCGAGACAGAUGUCGUUAAUUAACUUAUACCAAGAUGGUGCCAAAGCUCCUGUGUUGUACAGACAACCUUCUUGUGUUGCCAGUAUGUGGAGUCUUCAUGACGCUUCUUGGUCUGGUACUAUUAAUCAUCUAUCUCGUUGCAAGAGGAAUCACCUCUUCACUACAUCUUGUUGAUGCUCCAAUCCCAACGUAUCUAGCUGCACUUCUAACUAUUGCCCUAGGUGUUUUCUUGAUAAUUCUACUGAAGAGGAGGCAUGUGAUUUUGAUCAUCCUGUCCAUAUUAUUGAGUGUGGUAGACCUGAUAGUAUGCAUCGUCCAUGCUGUCACCGCAGCCCUGGUAUCUAUCCCAUUCCUUGCUAGCUUCUCAGUCUGUGUCCUUAGAGCAACCAGCUCUGAAUGUCAGUGUUACAUUCUAGGAGAGGGUAAUACUAAUAGUACCGUCAUCGUGCCUGGGGAUGGAACCAAGCACUACACCUUCCUAGAUGCUAAGAGCUGUGGCUCUAUUGAGAUGUCUUUGAAGGACUUCCUCUAUACCCUCUCUAUUGUGUAUAGCUUUGGAGCCAUUGGCUGUGUGGUAUCUGGUACCCUCUCUACACUACUACUAUGCAGCAGUAGAAGGUCCUUUAAAGAUGAGGUUGAAGAGGAAGGUGUACCUUCAAGAGAAGAAAGAAGAAAUCAACAGACAAUCCGACAUGAAGAAGAAAUUCGAGGAAGAAACAGUGUUGCCCAGAGAAGUUUGGAUAGAGCAACCAGCCAGCUGACACCUGUAAGAAGUGGAUCAGAAACAGUAGCCUUGGUGACACCUCAAGGUGCCAGGUCUCACAGGGAUGUUGGAAUAACUCCUGAAAGCAGACCUGUGAGAAGAUCAGCAAGUGCUACUACCCCAACACAUGCUACAUCUGUAGCUGCAGCAGUGACACCAAGUAGCUAUACCAGACCAGCUAUACGCUCCCAUUCUGUUGCCCGAUCCAGUGGGGAGUGUGGAGCCAGACAGAGGCCAAGACUCCCUGUGCUUGUUAGGGGUGGUUACCUUCAGAGUCAUGUCAAUGGCCUAGAAUACCAAUCUACAUGGUCCAUGGUUCAAACGAGUCCUACAUAGCCCUCACAGACCUUCCCAA